Messenger RNA from Gastrolobium bilobum, 1892 nucleotides. RefSeq names its product trihelix transcription factor PTL-like. Bases 180 to 1790 code for a protein of 536 amino acids. The transcript has 3 exons. Lineage: Eukaryota; Viridiplantae; Streptophyta; Magnoliopsida; Fabales; Fabaceae. The record is from RefSeq and is a predicted model, not a curated record.
CACUGAACGAAGCAGCAUUGUUCUUCAAAAAGCGAAGAGAGAGAGAGAGAGAGAGAGUGAGUUCAUCUUAUUCUCAAUAUUUCUCAUAGACCACACGCAUACACUUGUACACACAGACAUGGGACCAUUGUACUGCGCUUAAAAUUUGAGCUUUUUCGUGGACGACAGGAUCCGAUCUCAUGGAAAUGGAGGAUCAUCAUCAUCAUCAUCAUCAUCACCAUGAACAGAAACAGUAUGGCAUCGCUGAUCUCAGGCAGCUUGUGAAUGGACCAAGACCAACCCAUUUCCCGUCAAUACCAGCGCAGCCCACGGCGGAGCUCUUCCCCGCCGGUCACCCGAAUCUGACAGCCACACAUCACCAACAACACUAUGAGAUGAUGAUGUUUGGUCGUCAAGUAGCUGACAUAAUGCCUCGUUGCCUUCAUGACUUUGCCUCCACCGAUUCUGCGACAACUGCUGCAGCCGUAACCACCAAUACUAACAUAACUGUAGCAACUCCAACCACCACAACUAGUGCUUCAACUCCUCCCCUUAGUGGCUUAGAAGCUGAGACUGCAGGCUGCAUAGGUGUUGAUGCCUCCACCGGAAGAUGGCCAAGGCAAGAGACUCUUACUCUUCUUGAGAUCAGAUCUCGUUUGGACCAUAAAUUCAAAGAGGCUAAUCAAAAGGGGCCACUAUGGGAUGAAGUUUCUAGGAUCAUGUCAGAAGAACAUGGAUAUCAAAGGAGUGGGAAAAAGUGCAGGGAGAAGUUUGAGAACCUGUACAAAUAUUACAAGAAGACAAGGGAAGGAAAGGCAGGAAGACAGGAUGGGAAGCACUACAGAUUCUUCCGUCAACUUGAAGCCUUAUAUGGUGAAAAUAGUAACCAAGUCUCAGUCCCCGAAACCAAUUUUGGUAGCAGCAGCCUUCGUUUCCAGACAAGCAGCCAUGCCCCUUCACAAACAAAUCAAGAUAAGUUUCAUUCUCACAAGCAUUGUGAUAGCCUCAGCCUCACUAACUCCACUGACUUCAACACCUCUUCAUCUGAUGACAAUGAUCAUAGCACUGAGGGACUGAAGGACAAUGAUUCCAUGGAGAAGAGGAGAAAGAGGAUGAGUGGAAGGAGCUGGAAGGGGAAGAUUAAAGACUUCAUUGACUCGCAGAUGAGGAAGCUGGUGGAGAAGCAAGAGGAAUGGUUGGAUAAACUCAUGAAGACACUGGAACAGAAGGAAAAGGAGAGGGUGUUAAGAGAGGAGGAAUGGAGGAGACAAGAGGCAGAAAGGUUGGAGAGGGAGCACAGAUUUUGGGCUAAGGAAAGGGCAUGGAUUGAAGCAAGGGAUGCCGCUCUAAUGGAGGCUUUGCAAAAAUUAACAGGAAGCGAUAUAAAGACUCAAUCUAUUGAGGGUCUAGUAGCAGUUGGAAUUCAAAACCGCAAAGAAAACCAGAAUGAAGAUGGAAGUGAAAUACUAAAUAGCACUGCCAAAUGUACUGAAAGCUGGCCAGAAUCUGAGAUUACAAGGAAUGCCAAGGACGGAAACAAGAAGCGGAAGGAAAACUCUAGAAGUUGUUUUUACUUCGAUAACAAUGACCAUUCUUCACUAUAUGAUCAAGGAGGUAGUGCUUAUUGUGAUAUCAAUGAUCAAAGGCAAGAGACUGGGAGGCUACAAACAAAUGAUGGUUCUUCACCUUCAAAUUCUAAUGUUGGAAAUGCAGUUGCUGCUGAUAGCUGCUUUCCCUUCUUGAUGAGUGAAGGAGGAAAUUUGUGGGAGAAUUACAGCUUGAAGGUUAAUAAAGCAAACCACAACCAGUGAGUGAAAUAAGGUUGACUCGUAAGAGACACGAAUAUUUCACAGCCUUUUAUCUGAAUAUAUGAUUUCACAUUAUGUAAGCAAGAGCUAACUGAGGGUUUAUGU